CAAAUCUCUCCUGAACACACCGACCAGGCAAACUCUCUCCCGCGCUACACUUACAACAUAAAGGGCAGAACAAGCAACUUUCAGCACCGAAGCCACCUCAGAUUGUGAAUCUCGUCGGUUCUGCAUUGAUCCGUAAAGGAGAGGGAGUGAAAAAGAGGACAAUUUGCAGCCCUGCUUGCAAACAAGUCCAAGUUGUUCAGAGACCGAGAUGCAAAGUACUGGUCAGCAGGGGUUGGAGGUGGAAAUAGACGUGGAGAGCUUGGAAGUGGAAGAUGAAGAUCUGGCCGAGUCCCCCGAGAGUGUGUCAGGCCAGAGGGAAGAUGGAUCGGCCGAGACCGGCAAGAAACAGAUGGGAGCCAACGGAGACCAGAGGAAACUGAGCCGAACUCCGAAAUGUGCCCGCUGUAGAAAUCAUGGGGUGGUGUCCUGCCUGAAGGGUCACAAGCGGUUCUGUCGGUGGAGGGACUGUCAGUGUGCCAACUGCCUGCUGGUUGUGGAGAGACAGAGGGUGAUGGCAGCUCAGGUGGCGCUCAGGAGGCAGCAGGCAACCGAGGAUAAGAAAGGAUUAUUGAGCAAACACAACCUGGCAGAACGCAGGGCCGUGUACCAGAGACACCUGAGGACGCCAAGCCUGCUGGCUAAGAGCAUUUUAGAAGGCUAUCGACCAGCCCAGAGUGACCCCUACAUGAGAGGAAGCCCACCCUUGCCCCCACCCGUUAGUGACCGGAUGCGAAAGAGGCGUGCUUUUGCUGAUAAGGAGUUGGAGAGCAUCAUGAUGGAGAGGGAGUACAAGGAGAGGGAGAUGAUUGAGGCUGCACAAGCUGCUGCCGCUUUCUUUCUUCCCAACGGCAUGGUGCACGCAGCCGAGUACAAUUCCUGCAAAUCCAAUUACACCGGCCCGCAGAUUGAUCGGCCCGCUAAAGAAUCCCAGCACUGCAACUUUAUCCCCUCCUGCCUUGACCUAACCAUGCAGUACUCGGGGUCGGACAGGGCAGUGGAACUCAUCUCUUCCAACGUCAGCGUGGCCACCACCUACCGCCAGUACCCGCUGACCCCUAGACUGAUGGUCUGGCCAAAGUGCGGUGGCAUCAGCGACGCCCUUCUCUAUCAGCAGUACCUGCUGAAUGCCAGUGGCACCAUCCAGAGUCUCAAACCGGCAGCUGUUUGGGACCCUAAGGGGAGUUCGGUGCCGGGAAGUCACUUGCCUAGCGAUGGCCGAGAAUCUCCUAAAAGACAAGCGCGGGAGAUGCAGCAUGAGCCGGGUGACUGCGAGGUGACGGCGCUGGAAAUGCCCUGUGAACGCUCGGCUUUCUCUCCGCCAAAGAAAGGCCCCUCGCAGCUUUCCGAGGGCAACCUGUCACCCCCGCUGCAGCCACCGAACAACCAGUGCACACAAAGAAAACUCUCACCCGCCGUUUUCCAGCGAAACUGAACUCGGGCCAACCCCUGCUGACACAACUCAGUGGCCACUAUGAGAAACCCACCUCCGAGCUGAAAGCUUUCAUCAGCAAAGACAUCCUCGAAGAGGCGGCCAGGAAGUACAGAGAGCACGCUAUUAAG
Messenger RNA from Pristis pectinata (smalltooth sawfish), 1560 nucleotides. It is a transcript of the gene dmrt2a, whose product is annotated as doublesex and mab-3 related transcription factor 2a. Gene Ontology annotation, molecular function: DNA-binding transcription factor activity, RNA polymerase II-specific; RNA polymerase II cis-regulatory region sequence-specific DNA binding. Gene Ontology annotation, cellular component: nucleus. The record is from RefSeq and is a predicted model, not a curated record. Gene Ontology annotation, biological process: sex differentiation; regulation of transcription by RNA polymerase II. NCBI's taxonomy places the organism in Eukaryota, Metazoa, Chordata, Chondrichthyes, Rhinopristiformes, Pristidae.